AUGUGCCUGGACGAAGAGAACGGUUGGCGGCUCUGCGGAUGCGUCAUCGACCUCUGGCUCAUGCCGCUGGUUUGCACCCUAGGUAAGACUGAGAGAAAUAAAACAGACCUAACUGAGUCGCAACCUUUAAAUGAAGUUUCAGGCCUGUUUCUUAACAUCUGCUGCCUUUUGGUCUUUUUCUCGCACAAACACCAUCCUCUAGUUCCUGUGAGUUAAUCUCGGCCACUAGAACUUCAUUCAAAUACUUUCCUCUGUUGCUAAAUUCUAAUAGCUGCGCUCGGAAGUUUCUUCAAGCUCACCAAAAAUCUCAAAAAAAAUUUCUAAUUGUACUAGAGUUCUUUACGUAGGGUCUCCGCCAUUUUGAAGAGUCAAGAAAAAUUUAGUCCUGCCGAGUUUUGAUUUAUAAUCAAAGUACUGCCUAACUGGCAAGGAAGGUCAUAAUAUUCAAAAAAAAACUCUGAAAGUUGGACUGAGACCUCAUUAAUGCGCCGCAGUCUCAAGUAACAUCACGGAGAAAUGAAAAAAUAGAUUUGAGGAAAUUUAUUCUUGGAAAAUAUUAUGCAGGUUGGAACUCAAAAGUGUUCUGACCGAAUUUCAGCAGAAGCUUCAAAUUUCGAGAAAACGCUUCGUCGCAAAUUUCUUAUGAUGUCCGGUUAUACACAGUUCUUUCAAAACGAAAAUUGAAAACUUUUUUCUAUUAUUUCACAAUUAGGAUUAAUAAUCGACUUCUUCGAAAAGAAAAUAUUUAAACAAAAAAAAAAUUCGAAGAAGUGGUCGUUAUUUUCGCCAAUCCACUUUUUUAACACGAAGAAAAACACUCAUUUUUAUAUAAUAGUGAAAUUUCGUAUAGCUAAAAAAAGUUGAAAAAAAAGUUCUGGAAAUCAAAUAGAGCAAUCAGGCGCUGAUCGUCCUGUCGAUGUCGGACUGUCUCCAGCUUCUCUUCUCCUUCUUCGUUCUCGUCAUACCGGCCUUACACGACUUCAGCAGCUCUGAACCUUACAGUAAUCUCGGUAUUUUUUGCGCAUUUCUACAUCAAUGUAAUUAGAACCGCUCUUCAACUCACACGGAGGAAAUAACUUUUUUUUUUUGCUUGUAGUUUUUUUUUCAGGCCAGUUGGCGUAUCUCUCGACAGGACUUCUCUCGCCUUUGCUUCUGGCUUUCAACUGCGCCAGCAUCUGGACUAUCUGCUACAUCUCCAUACAAAGACAUAAGGUGCCCGGCGAUUUCUCGCUUUUUUCCCGAACUCGUGUAUCUUAGGCGAUUCUUAGCCCUCUUUCUAACAUUUACUCGCCGUCGAAACCCUUCAAACCUCUCAUUUUCAUUGCAUUGGUAGCUCUUCUGUUCAACGUCAGCAAGUGGGCAGAAUUCAACUGGAAAUGGGAACAGGUCUGAAACUUUUUUAUUCCGACAUUCGUUCAGUUGUAAAGUCACUUUGAAACUUUUUGAGUUUUCAGGUUCCCGUAAACUCAACUUCUGAGAAUUAUUUCUUCUUGAUGCACGAACCGUCAGAAUUGGCCCGCAGCGAGCGUUACCACCGCAUUGUAAGUAUUCUAAAGCAGAGUUCGGGUAUCCAUCGUUGAAUCUCUCAGCUGGACAACAUGCUCUAUCCGGUUAUGGUUUACCUGGUCCCUUUGCUGCUGCUCUCCGUCUUGAAUCUUCGGAUUUUGUCGCACAUUUCCCGUCGCGACGUCUCCUUUGAGCACAAAAGUCGCUUUGCUCAGGUGAAUAAAACGGAUCGGAAAAAAAGAAGCGCCAAGCAACCGUAAAUUCUCUUCUUUUUUCAACUCUUCAAAAAAUGUCAGGAUAAUGAUCUGAGAUUUUCUAAAUGUAUCCGAUUUGAGCUUUUGUGCAAGCCUUUUUCAAAAGACAAAUUUCAGGAACGCCGGUCGGUUAUUCUGCUCAUGUCCAUAGUCAUCACAUUUUUCUUGUGCCACACAGGCGAGAGAUUAUAAUCACAGCCCGAUAAUACAUUGAAGCAUUUUCAGGAGGUCUUUUGAUUCGGUUCGUCGACCAGGAGAAACACCAUGACUCUGAACUUUUCGUCCUUUUCAAAGACGUCAUCAAUCUUCUCUUCAAUUUGAACUCUUUGGCAAAUCCGAUGGUAGAACUUAUUUGUGAACAUAGCUAUUGGACUGGAAUACAGAAAAUCUGGGGGAUCCUAAGACUAUUUUCAUUAAUUUUGAAACUGGGGAAGACUGAUCAGAUAUAAAAUUAAGACAUGACGCUGGAGUAGAAUCUCAUUUGCAGCUUUAUUUUCUGUUCACACGUCAAUUUCGAGACCUGAGGACGAUGCUCCACUCGCAUUUCUCUUCGCCCGGUACGCGCUGUGAAAUAAUCGGCCACGUAAGUUAUCGUAAGUAUAACCUUCGAUUUGGGUUUGUACCUCCUGAGAAGGGCAUAAAAAGUCUAAAAUCAUUGUCUCGGCUUUGCUGUUAUCACCAUUGGAGAAUUUUUGAGGUGGUUAGGAUUUCCUGCGCUCACGGACCUUUUUUCCUUUGGUUAGUGUCUACUGGCUUUUUGCGCGUUUCACCAAAAAUUUUAUUUGAAACUUUUUUUCUAGAUCUCCACACAGAUAAAAAAAAUUUGAAAAAUACCAAUCUCACAGCUUCUUUUCCAAGACUCUAAGAGACCUUUGUCAGAAACCUGGAGAUUCAGCUUGCAUCUGACAGUUGCCACCGACUGACUUUGAUAUCUUCAGCCCUCCUCACACUGCGGCCCUCGACUGCGACCGGUGUCGACUUCCUCCUUUUACCGUAGUCCCAGCCAAAGCGGCAAACUUCUCGACUGA
Messenger RNA from Caenorhabditis auriculariae, 2788 nucleotides. The record is from the annotation of a GenBank genome assembly. Lineage: Eukaryota; Metazoa; Nematoda; Chromadorea; Rhabditida; Rhabditidae.